AUGGCGAGCGGUAAGAAGAGUGCUUUGCUCUCCUCUUUGGCGGACUAUGGAGACGACUCAGAGCCAGACUCUGACCCCGAAGAAUCAGAAUCAGGGGUCCCUACUGUUGGUCUGGUGUACGGCUACGAUCAAGACGACCUGAACAGAACUGAGGACAUCGAAGACAAAGUGACCGGAGAUGAAGACAGCAGAGAGAGCAACUCGGAAAUGGAGGAAUCAGACGAGGGGAGGGACGCAGAUGAUGUUGAGAUCCCAGAGGCGGAAAAGAAAGACCCCAAUGAGCUGGUUGCGUUAUUCUCAGAGAAAGUGAGGAACAUGUCGCCCGAUGAGAUCCGCAUCCCCCCCGAACCGGCCGGCCGCUGCUCCAGCCAACUACAGGAGAAGAUCCACAAGCUGUACGAGAGGAAGCUCCACGGAGACUUCGACACAAACAGCCACAUCCAGAAAAAGAAAGAAUUUAGAAACCCGAGUAUUUACGAGAAGCUCAUUCAGUUCUGCAGUAUAGACGAACUGGGAACCAACUACCCCAAGGACAUGUUUGACCCUCACGGCUGGUCGGAAGACUCUUACUACGAAGCUCUAGCCAAAGCCCAGAAAGUGGAGAUGGACAAACUGGAGAAAGCUAAGAAAGAGCGGACCAAGAUUGAGUUCGUCACGGGUACGAAGAAGGGCACCAACCCCUCCAGCACUGCAGCCUCCACCACCAGCAACAACACCACUACCACAGCCACAGCAGACGCCCAGAAGAGGAAAAGCAAAUGGGACUCCGCCAUCCCUGUCACCCUGGCCCAACCCACCCUCAUCACCACCACAGCCACCCUCCCGGCUGUCGUCUCGGUUACGACCACCGCCAGCGGCACCAAGACAACCGUCAUCUCGGCGGUGGGAACCAUCUUAAAGAAAGCGAAACAGUGAAACGGCGACUUGACACGAAGCUGGAAGCGUUUGUCCCUGUGCUCAUUAUACAUGUGAAAGGUUCUAACUCAACCUACAAACUCCCUCUGAUACUGACGGACUAAUUUAAAGACUCAACUGCCUUCCGACUGUGGAAAUGUCCUGAAUCCACAUCACCCUUCAUCUCCCGCUCCCGCUGAAGCCGAGGAUUAGUCCAUAUUUGUUUUUAAUAUGUUGGCAACAGUUGUUAGGGUAAAGAUACAAGACAUCAGAACAUUAAAAAAAAUACACGUACAUACAGUUUCUGAGAAAUAGUUUAUUUUUCUAUCCAUAGUUACGGUGCAGUAUUUUCACACCUCCUGUAACAGUUUGUGUAAUAGCUCGACAUGUCCCAUUCUUUUUUCCAGCUCUUUUUUUUUUUCAUGACGUAAGGUUUUUUUACUCUUGUACAUAUAUGUAUUACUGAUAAGGUGAAUAAAUGGA
Molecule: messenger RNA, 1377 nt
Organism: Scomber japonicus (chub mackerel)
Lineage: Eukaryota; Metazoa; Chordata; Actinopteri; Scombriformes; Scombridae
Gene: sap30bp
Product: SAP30 binding protein
Exons: 10
Coding region: 1-915 (304 amino acids)
Biological process (GO): regulation of DNA-templated transcription
Cellular component (GO): nucleus
Source: RefSeq, a predicted model, not a curated record